Messenger RNA from Perkinsus marinus ATCC 50983, 3005 nucleotides. Its product is annotated as merozoite surface protein 3B, putative. The transcript has 10 exons. Bases 1 to 2904 code for a protein of 967 amino acids. NCBI's taxonomy places the organism in Eukaryota, Perkinsozoa, Perkinsida, Perkinsidae. Gene Ontology annotation, molecular function: protein binding. The record is from RefSeq and is a predicted model, not a curated record.
AUGACAGAUGUCUUCCGGUCUCAGCCGGUGUCUGCGCCACCGAUGAGGUCAUCGCAAGGACUAGCUCCCAUACAGCAAGGCAAACCUCCUAUAGUGCUUGAGGAGGAGGUUGACGAAAAUUAUGAACCUACACAGGAGGAGAUCCUCGAGUACGCCGAGUGGAUCGGCAUGGACGUUGCUGUAGACAAAGACCUUUUCUGGAUCGCGAAAGAGGGUUUGAAGGCACCUCUGCCGGCCCCUUGGAAGCCCUGCCAGACUGGGGAAGGGGAUAUAUUCUACUUCAACUUUGAGACUGGACAGAGCGUCUGGGACCACCCAUGUGAUGAAUAUUAUAAGAAGCUCUUCAACGACCGCAAGCAGAGGAAGGUCACCAGUGAUGAACGGAAGAUUGACGGCAAUGAGCAAGCAACGACCGGUAAGAAAAAGAAGCACAGGGAGUCCAGUGUUGGUGGAGAAGGGACUAUUGGAUUAUCCUCGCCAUCGCUGCCUCUCGGUAGUGGUAUGAAGCCUCGUGUCGUUCCGCCACUACUGCCUGGUCUUGGAGAGCUCAAAAGGCCCUCACUGGACCUCCCCACGGCCCGGGAUGCUAUUGGAAGGUCACCACCCUUCACACACGACUUGGAUCAUGCUAGAGAGGUGUCCAAUAUGCACGCUGAGAAUGGUAGAGAGCUCGCCGCGCUCGAGGGAAAACAUGCUGCUGCUGUGGCUGCGAUGAAAGCGGAUCAGGAGAGGAUUGUGGACAAUACAAGAGUAGAGUUUAAUCGGCUUGUGUCGCAAUUGAGGGAAACUCACGAGAAGGAAAAGAAGAAACUACUGAUGGACUUUGAAAGCGAGAUGCGCUCAGAGAAGAAGAGGCUGGAGGAGCAGCUCGGGAGGGAGAGGGCGCGGCUGGAGCAGGCGAGUUGCUUUUGUGUGGCAGUGUUGCAACUCAUCGUAGUCGUCCAGGAGCUACGCAGAGCUGUCGAAGAGGAAGUGGAGGGGCAGCGAGAGAGUCUGAUGAAAGCAGCCCAGGAGCGGAUGGAGAGAGAGGUGCUCGAGAAUGAACGAUCCUGCCGGGAGGCGGAGCUAUCUGUUAUCAACGGCGAUCAUGCCAAGGAGAUAGAGCGGCUGGUGGAAGAACACUGCACGGCGGUUCGUAAACUACGACAGCAGCAGGAAGGAGAGAUUCAACGUAUCAGGACAGAGCAUCAGCGUGUGCUCAGUGGAGUACAAGCGGACGAGGAACGACAGCAUACGUCAACUGCGGGGGAGGAAGUGGAUCGUCGAGAUAUCGAAUCUCGCAUAGAGCGGGAAAUUCGACCUGAGAUGGAGCGACGCCUUCGAUUGGAAAUGGCAUGCAAAGUUGAAGCGGAGGUUCGGCCGAUGAUUGAGCGAGAUGUGCGCCAGGAGGUGGAGGAGGCGAAUGCCUGUCGGAGAGAGGAAAUCGAGCAUGAACUAAGGCACGAAAUCGAGUUGGAACUGAAGCAAAGUGGGGAUGUUAUUGAGGCGGUAAGACAAGACCUUCGCUGUGAACUUCGUGGUCCAAUAGAAGAGGAGCUCCGUGCAGCUCUAGAAGCGCAGCUGAGAGAAGAUAUACGGCGAGAGCUCGAGAGUGAGAUGAAGUCGUUGAGGACGGAGUUUGAGAAGGAGGUCCAAGCCACUGUGGGAGAGGGGGCGCUCUCUUUGCGAGGAAGUUCGGUCCUUCUGGAUCUGCCCGACCUGUCCGCGAUAAGCAAUUAUGAAGGGCAGAGAGAGUCUCGCGUGAGUGGGGAUUUUGAGGGGAUACUUCGAAUCCUGGGGGAAAGGCAAAGGCAACUCGAGACGCGCGAAAAUGAUGCCGCAGAGGCGCUGUCUGAGAAGGAGGAGAGGAUUGCUGCAGCGCUACGACGGCUUCAUGAGACUCGAGAGCAGCUCAUAUUGACCGAGGCUGAUGCCACUGAGAAGGGGCAUGAGAUAGCGAGAUUGAGACGUGAGCUGAGCAGUCGGGAGAAGAUGACGACAGCACUGAGGGACCAGGUUGCGUUGUUGGAGGCUGAGGUGGAGACCGAGAAGCGGAAUGCUCAAGCGAGCGGGUCGGAAGCUAUGCGAGAGGUGAGAAGACGCCAAAGGCUUUUGGAUGAACGGGAGACUGAGUUGGAGGUGAAGGAGAUCAGGCAAGGCGAGGUCAUGGCUCACCUGAGGGCCAGAGAGGCAGCUUUGAUGACUGAGAAGAAGCGGCUCCAAGAUGAUGCGAAUAAGCUGGAGGCUGAGGCGGCGGAGAUCGCAACAAUGCAGCGGACGUUGAAGAGUAUAACUCAUGAAGUUAAGCACGCACAGGAGAUUUACUCGCCACCAGGGGUAAGGGAACCUCCGAUGACCUCGAGACCGGCUACUGAUGAAGUUAUUAUGACGGAGCUGGGUGAAAUCAAAUCGGCCAUAGUUCAGUUGUCAGCUCGGGGCGCUAGACCGUUCGGAACACGCAACAGUUCCUCACACAUGCGCUCGGACAAGGCGACCGAUAGCGACACUGCUCCGGAAAGUUGCAAGGAGAAAGAGGAUGGGUUCAUCCAUUGGUUAUGCGCUGAGAGAGAGGCAAUAGGAGCUGCUAAGAAGCGAGUUGCUGCAGAGCAUGCUAUGUGCAGGGCGGAGAGAUCUCGACUUGAGAUGGAGAGGCAAAUAUGGAGGGAUCGAAUGAGAGAGGCGAAGCGUAACGGAGACCACAGGGCUAAGGGGGAGCUGAUGCGAGCCAAGUCGGCACUGGAUGCUCGAGCAGCGGAGUACAACGUGUCUGUUGCGGAGUCCCAGGUGGAGUCGGGCAAACUGGAGGAGAGGGAGCGAGCGCUGGAGAAGUAUUCGGCCUCUCGCAUGUACAGAGAGAAGCGGCUGAAUCAGAACAGACACUAUUGGGGAAAAAUUCCGCCACCGUUGCCUUUCCGCUCUGAAUGAGCAGAGUACAGUAUACCACAAUUGAAGCAUUAAUAGCAUUAUAAUUCUAAUACAUGCGUUUAUUAUUGGGGAGAGUCCAUAUAGGGUCUCAACAUUCGGAA